Saccharomycopsis crataegensis is the source of this 621-nucleotide messenger RNA. It is a transcript of the gene ERV1, whose product is annotated as flavin-linked sulfhydryl oxidase. The record is from RefSeq and is a predicted model, not a curated record. Bases 1 to 621 code for a protein of 206 amino acids. NCBI's taxonomy places the organism in Eukaryota, Fungi, Ascomycota, Saccharomycetes, Ascoideales, Saccharomycopsidaceae. The transcript has 2 exons. Gene Ontology annotation, cellular component: mitochondrion. Gene Ontology annotation, molecular function: flavin adenine dinucleotide binding; flavin-dependent sulfhydryl oxidase activity.
AUGGCUGGAGAAACUAGGACUGAGAACCCAGAUGGUACCUACACCAUCACCUAUCCUUCUGGUAAAAAGAUCAUGUACGAGAAGGAUGGCAGACCAUGUCGUUCUUGUAACACCUUAUUGGAUUUCAGAAGUGUCAAUAUGAUGAAAAAAACCGGUAGCUCAUUCAAUCAAGCCGCGACUGCUGUUGGUGGUAGUGGUGCUGCGGCAGGAGCAGGAGCAGCAGCAGUAGCAGCAGUUGCCGUCGCCGCUACCAAAGCCACUAGUGAUGAUGCUUAUGCCAAAGAUUGUCCUCCAGAUGUCACCCAAUUGGGUAAUGGGACAUGGAGUUUAUUACACUCGAUCGCCGCAAAGUAUCCUGAAACCCCAACCGACGCACAACAAAAAGAUUUGAAGAAUUUCGUGGGUAUUUUGAGUAGAAUCUACCCAUGUUGGUUCUGUGCCGAUGAUUUCAAGAAAUAUAUUGCCAAAAAUGAGGUCAAGGUGAAGUCCCAAGACGAUUUUGGCAAAUGGUUAUGUGAUGCUCAUAAUUCUGUCAAUGUGAAAUUAGGUAAACCUAAGUUCGAUUGUAAUUUGUGGAAAGAACGUUGGAAGGAUGGCUGGAAAGAUGGAAGUUGUGAUUGA